Eruca vesicaria subsp. sativa (arugula) is the source of this 4046-nucleotide messenger RNA. The record is from the annotation of a GenBank genome assembly. Lineage: Eukaryota; Viridiplantae; Streptophyta; Magnoliopsida; Brassicales; Brassicaceae.
AUGGAGGAGGCGUCUUCCUCUUCCUCUUCCAAAGUCAAGGCACCACUUCCUUUGCCUCCGCAGCACCAAGUGUUUGUAAACUUCAGGGGAGAGGAGUUGCGGUACAACUUCGUUAGCCAUCUCAGAAAUGCGAUGGUCAGAAAUGGGGUCAACACAUUCAUUGACACGAAUGAGAAAAAAGGAAACUCUUUGAAUGUGCUUUUCGAGAGGAUUGAAGAGUCAAGGAUCGCCUUGGCCCUCUUUUCUGUAAGGUACGCCGAGUCACAGUGGUGCUUGAACGAACUGGUGAAGAUGAAAGAAUGCAUGGAAAAAGGCAAACUCCGCGUCAUUCCCAUCUUCUACAAAGUCAAAGCAUACGAAGUUCGGUUUCAGAGGGGACGGUUCGGUGAUGUGUUCAAAAAUAAAAAUUUGCGCCAUGUUGACAAGAAGAAGCAGUGGUCUGAAGCUUUAAACUCUGUAGCUGACCGGAUCGGCUUCUGCUUCAACGGAAAUAGCGACGAGAACAUAUUCAUCAACGGUAUCGUCAAAGAGGUCAAGGAAGCGCUGAGCAAAAUUCAGUUGGAUGAAAGCAAAGACAACUCUGUUUUUCUUUCAAAAGACACUUCAUUGAGAUUAGGAAGAGAAAGCCAUGAGAUUUAUGGACUCAAGCAACGCUUGGAAGAAUUGGAGGAGAAGUUAGAUCUUGACUGUCAGGAAACUCUUAUUUUGGGAGUUGUUGGGAUGCCAGGCAUUGGUAAAACCACUCUUGCAAGGGAGUUAUAUGAAACUUGGCAGGGGAAAUUCGUACGUCACGUGUUAAUCCAAGAUAUUCGUAGAACAUCCAAGGAGCUCGGGUUGGAUUGCUUGCUUGCAUUACUCUUGGAAGAAUUACUCGGUGUAAGUAAUCCAGACAUAAAAUCUUCUCAAGGCACGUACGCAUCCUACAAGUGUAAACUACUCAGCCAUAAAGUUCUCAUUGUUCUCGACGAUGUGAGUGACAAGGAGCAGAUAGAUGUUCUUCUGGGGAAAUGCGACUGGAUUAAGCAGGGAAGUAGGAUAGUCAUUUCAACAAGCGACAAGUCACUAAUCCAAGAUGUUGUUGACUAUACUUAUGUUGUCCCACAGUUAAACCACAAAGACGGAUUAGGUCACUUUGGGCGUUAUGCUUUUGACCAUCAUUCCAACAAGCAACGCAAUGAAGUAAUCAUGAAGCUAUCAAAAGAGUUUGUGCAUUAUGUUAGAGGUCAUCCGCUAGCUCUUAAGUUGUUGGGCGAAGAUCUUAAGGGGAAAGACGAUGAUUAUUGGAAAUCAUUAUUGGCAACACUCGCACAGAAUGCCUGCAUGUGUAUUCGAGAUGUGUUGGAAGAAAGCUAUAACGAGUUGAGUCAAGAGCACAAAGAGAUAUUUCUCGACAUGGCUUGUUUUAGAACUGAAGAUGAGACUUAUGUUGCAAGUUUACUGGAUACAUCUAAGGCCGCAAGUGAAAUAAAAACUCUCAUGAACAAAUUCAUGAUAGAUGUUUCUGAUGGGCGAAUAGAGAUGCAUGAUUUAAUAUAUACCUUCGCCAGGGAAAUUUGCCGAAGAGCAUAUGCUCAAGAUGGAAAUGGGGGAUAUAGGUUGUGGCAUCAAGAAGACAUAAUUGAUGUGCUAAAGAACGUAGAGGAAGGCGAGAAAGUUAGAGGGAUUUUCCUAAACAUGGAUGAAAUGAAGAGGGAGAUAAGCUUAGACAGUUGCACCUUUGAACCAAUGCACGAUCUCAGAUACCUCAAGAUCUAUAGCUCAGGUUGUCCUCAGCAAUGUAGACCUAGCAAUAAGAUAAACCUCCCUGAUGGACUAAAAUUUUCUUUGGAAGAAGUUCGUUAUCUCCACUGGCUGGAGUUCCCAUUGAUGGAAGUUCCACCAGAUUUCAAUCCUCACAAUCUUGUGGACCUUAAGCUUCCUUACAGCAAGAUUGAACAAAUCUGGAGUGAUGAUAAGGAUACAUCAAAAUUGAAGUGGGUCAAUCUCAACCAUUCCAGUAACUUGCGCGACUUGUCAGGCUUAUCAAAGGCUCAAAAUCUGCAAAGACUGAACCUUGAAGGUUGUACGAAAAUGGAAACUUUACCCCAUGAUAUGCAACAUAUGAGAAGUCUUCUUUUCCUGAACCUGAAAGGGUGCACAAGUCUCAACUCUCUCCCGGAAAUAAGUUUGGUCUCUCUAGAAACUCUCAUCCUCAGCAACUGCUCAAACCUGAAGGAAUUUCGGGUGAUCUCACAAAAUCUGGAAGCUCUAUACUUGGAUGGUACUUCAAUAAAAGAACUUCCUCUGGAUAUCAAAAUACUCGAGAGACUUGCCUUAUUGAAUAUGAAAGGAUGCACGAAGCUGAAGAAGUUUCCUGAUUGUCUUGAUGACUUGAAAGCUCUCAAAGAAUUGAUACUCUCAGAUUGCUCGAAGCUCCAAAACUUUCCUGAAAACGGCGAAAACAUCAAGGUUUUAGAGACAUUGCGAUUGGAUGCGACAGCCAUAACUGAGACUCCGAAGAUAGCCUCACUACAAUGUUUAUGCUUAAGCAAGAAUGAUCAGAUCAUCUCCCUUCCAGAUAACAUCAGUCAACUCUCUCAACUAAAAUGGUUGGACUUGAAGUAUUGUAAGAGUCUUACAUGUAUUCCAAAGCUUCCACCAAAUCUGCAGCACUUAGAUGCGCAUGGCUGUUGCUCACUUAGAACAGUUUCGAAUCCACUGACAUGUCUUCCGACAACUCAACAAAUCUGUUCCACAUUCAUUUUCACGAACUGCAACAAACUCGAGAUGAGUGCGAAGAAAGAUAUAUCUUCCUUUGCUCAAAGGAAAUGCCAGCUACUUUCAGAUGUACAAAACUGCUACAAUGUUUCUGAUUCGGAGCCUUUGUUCAGUACUUGCUUUCCUGGAAGUGAACUACCUUCGUGGUUCGGUCAUGAAGCCGUUGGAUCUAUGUUAGAGGUGAUAAUGCCUCCACAUUGGCACGACAAUGGGCUUGCUGGUCUAGCUUUAUGUGCUGUUAUCUCAUUUCCAGACUCCCAAAAACAAAUCAAACCAUUGUCAACGAAAUGUACAUUCAAGCUAGAAGUAAAAGAAGGUUCGUGGAUCGAAUUUUCUUUACCAGUUGGAAGUUCGAGUAAUGAGGAAAAUAUUGCAUCAGAGCAUGUCUUUAUAGGGUAUACCAGUUGUUCGAAGAUCUUUAAACGUCUUGAAAACCAGAAUUUUAUCAGCUCUGAUCCUACGAAGUCAUCCACUUUAUCUAGUAACUGUAGUCCUACCAAGGCCUCCCUUCAAUUCACGGUCACAGAUGGUACGAGCAAGAUACCAAGGCUUGAGGUGCUCAAGUGUGGCUUAAGGUUAUUUAGAGGUGGUGGGAACAGUGGAGGGUAUUUAAAGAAGCUGGAAGUGAAGGAAGCUGAACAGAAUUUAAGUGCACAAAAGUUAUCAGAUUAUCGAACGAGUGAAUCAGGUACCACUACAGAGGUUGCUGAAAAUGGUAACAGUGCUGAACAGAGCCCAGAGACGGUUACCACAGAGGUUACGACUUCACCACAAAGUGUUAACAAUGCAGGAUUGGGAAUCGAGACAUCCAUAACCUCACGUGCAGCUCAACCACACCCAUGUAAUAAAACUUCGAAAUGGGUAUGUUUUGCUUGUUGUGACUUCCAAAAACAUCCAUGAACAAUGGAAGAAAGUGAUAGCACCAGUCUAGAGAAAAGUAGCCAAGAAUUUCCAGUGACAUGAAAGAUCCCAAAGAUUCGGAGACUUGGUGUGUUUGUAAGAAGAAACCAACGACUUUGGGAUUUAAAAUAGGAUGGUUUGCUUUGUACUCACCGGCAUGGAUAUUUUUGGUCCUUCGGGUAUUAAGUUCUUCAUUGUUGUGUGAACUCGUUUUAAAUUUGAAUGUGUGGAUGGGUUUCGUUAGUGUGUCCUGGAGUCUUAUUUCAAGCUCUAGCCAAAGCAUAAAGGCUCUGGAAUUUUGAUGGUUUGUUUGUUUAGUUUUCGUUUUAAUCUUAUUAUCUUCUUUUUUUCUUUUGUUCCCAAGCCUUUUCUUGUUGACCGGAAUUUAU